CUUUAAUGUUCACCUAACCUAAUAAGUUGUACCUAGGUAGUUGUACUUGGUAGCUUCAAGUUUCACUUUACAUCCAAACCAACUCCUGUCUUCUUAUUCUACGUUCUUAUUCUACGUAAUACUCUAUACGAUUGCUGACAUCAGAUUACGAAUGCGACUAAAAUAUCAUAUAUACCCCGAUCAUGAAGUAAUGGGCCGCUAAAGCUGUUUCGCCAUGGAACAGCCAUUCUCCACCUCCAAAGUUACAGUCGAAUAUUUCGACCCCCACGAUGUCUUCAAACUUCUCGCGCCUGGAUUAGUGCCCCGACUACCUUUGCGCAACCUCCAUUGGCAAUCUCAUGCUGGCCCCUUACGAUCUAUCGAUACGCUUCACAUCGAGCUCGUCUCCCCCGGCGACAAGACUUCUGUUACCUCCUCAUUAUCCCCACAACCUCCAACUCAGCAGCCUGAUAGUGCUUCUUCCCGUGAAGAUGGCUUUCAAACACAGAUCGGAGCAGCAUCGUCCUCUGACGCAGUCGACCUGGCUUCGAGUCGCAACAGUGCACCCGUGCGACGACACCAGAUCCCUGGACUAAGGAGGACGCCUUACCUCAAGGUGCUACUAGUACGAUGUGAUGAUAAUGACUCUUAUAAGGGACAUGUAAGGCAGGAGAUCCGUGAUUGGGUAAAAAACCAUACACCAACGACCGGCUCUAAGAGGAAUACGACCGAGAACCACGAUGCCUUCGAAUGGCUUAUCAUUCAUGUAGUCAUACCGAACACAGUUGCUGCCACUCAACCACGAGACUCGGGCACCGUAACCGAAAAGGCCACAGCUGCUUCCAGAUGGAGACCUGGGUCGAGCACGCUCCUCGAGAAGAUGAGGUCUGAUUUCAAUGUUUCUAGUAAAGCGUCUUCAGAUCGAAUCGCUCAAAUUCGAAUCGGUGUCAACGAUGUUCCGUACGAUAUUCUACCACGCGUGGUACCUGCAGUACCUAGUGGUUAUACCGAAACGGAACAAGAAACUGAAAAUUCCUGGACCGAUCUUAUAUCUAAAUUUCGCAGUCUCAUUCUAUCUAGUUUUGAUCUACGCGUCACUCUAUACGAGGAAGAUAUUAGAGAGAAGGACGCCCAGAGAAGUCUACCUGGGUGGAAUUUCUGCACCUUCUUUAUCCUAAAGGAGGGACUUGCUCGAGGCUUCGAAAGCGUAGGGUUAGUAGAAGAUGCGUUAGUUGGGUAUGAUGAAUUAAGUGUAGGUCUGGAUGUGGUCGUUAAAGACCAAGCCUCGACAGGGGAAGAGUCUGCCGCAAAUGCGCUAUUAAGCUACACCGACGAUAUAAAACAAAUCGCUCUCAAGGCUAAGGCCGCGAUUGCUGGCGCUGGGGACGAUGGCGAGGAUGAAUUAGUCGACCUGCAGUUCUCCCCAGCCGAGGGGGCCCAACAUAAGGAUUUAUACCACGAUAUACCCAUCAGCUCUACUAAAAAGUCGUAUCGCGACAUGAUCGUCGCCAAUAAUGUUUCCGUUUUCGAUUUUAGGUGUUACAUCUUUUCGAGGCAAAUAGCUCUCUUACUUCGGCUUGGGAACGCAUGGUCGACGAGGGAAGAAUUACUCGCGAAAUUAAAAGAGCAACAGGAAUCGGUUUUACACGGCGUUGCGCCUCGGGCACAGCCACCCAAGCAGAAGGAAAAUGAACACGAGGAUCUAACCAUGCUUGCGGAGAUAUGCCGCCGCACACUUGACUUUAUUCCCACAGUCUCCCAAGUUAUGAGACAUGAUGUUUUUGCCGCACUUUCAGAGAUGGCGAAAGCAAAUGGAGAUGACGAUGCGAUUCCAAAGCAAUCUGAUCCUCUUAUAUCAGAGAUCGUCGAUAACCUGGUGGCUUCCUUCGCCUUCUCCGUCGCACAGCAGAUCCUAGCUCAGACUUCUACUAAGGCCCUGCCAAUACCCCCAUCUACUCUACCUACGCCUGACAGCCAAGAACAGAAAGCAACGAUCCCUGAACCAAAGACGAUGAUGCAUCCAGCUAGAAAUUCGUCCUUGGCGAUACGGACUGGUAUUGGCGCCAACGUUGGUCGCCCGCCUCUAAGCCCAAACAUAUUCCCUGGUCGCAAGCCGAGUUUGACGGACGAUCAAGGAUCUACGUUCCUGAAAGCUGGGUUGGAAGAGCUCGCUGCUAAGAGAGCAGAGCUCUACAUCUUAUCAAGGAACAUUCUCGCUGAAUGUGGAAAGAAACGUGGGUGGACCGAUGGGUGGGAUAAUGUCCCGGUCAUGGGGGAGUCCAGCAUGAUCGACAUGGUUGAAAUUGACCUCGGAGAUGAUACAAAGAAAACACCGGAGGAUGAGUCCUCGGCUGAUCGUGAAGCUGUGGUUUCAAUCUAUGGCAUUGGCAGUAAGCUGCUUAAUACGGCGCUCGGCAAUAGCGAGGACUUUUACCGUUUAUAUGAAAUCCUUACUGACAAGGCAUUACGGCAUUAUACUGUUGCAGACCAUAUUCACUCAGUAAAAACUAGCUUGGCAGACAUUGCAGUUCUCAAGUACCACCUUGGCGACUAUGCAUCGGCUGCCGCCUCCUUUUGGGAAACAACCCCUUUCUUUGGUGAAAGUGGAUGGAGCCUCCUCGAAUUAUCUAUGUUGAUAAUGUACUCGAGGUGUCUUGAGAAGCUUGAACGCAAAGAAGAGUAUGUCAAAGUUAUGCUGAAACUCUUGACGAAGGCGGCUGCAGCAGAGAGAGACCGCCAGGAACAGAAGCUGGCGUUUCGUUUUGGGAAGACGGAUGAUACUGAUUAUCCGGACAGCGAAGCUAUCAAGGGAUCCUUGGACAGCCUGUUGUCAGCAACAAAGACAUUACCGAACGAACUACGGAUACCCCUUACCAGCUUCUUUUCCGUGAUAGAGGUCGACGGCCCCCCAGAGUAUCACCAAGACCGAGAUUCCGUCUCUCUUAAUCUGAAAGUGAGCAGUUUAUUAGCAGACAAUAUCCAAAUUGACACUGCGAGAGUACGGAUUGUCAGUCCAAACAGUCGGUCCGCGAAAGAAAUCUGGUUUGAGCUCCCGGAGCCAACAACAUUCAAGCCGGGCAAAAACAAGCUCAAGCUAAGCAGCAAUUCUGUGAUUCCUGGAUCCUAUGAGAUCGACAAAGUAGAUAUCGCAGCUGGUAACCUGCGUCUCCAUCAUGAACGCGAAGUAGGCCAACCCGUCAGCAAAGGGUUUGAUACCUUUCGAUCUCCAUAUGUUGUCAUCUACCAUAGAGCCGACACGCUAGACGCACGAAUACAUGCGUCCAAACAUAUCCAGUUAGAUCGAAACACCACGGUAGAUCUCGACUUAGACUCUGGCUGGAACAGCUUGAAUAGCGCAGAGAUUCGAGUCAAGUCGGCUACAGGAGGUCUAAGACUUCUCACUAGCGAGGCAAAGUGUAUCAAUUCUUCCGUGGAUUUCUCUAAACCUCCAGAGGCUGGCCUCUUUUGUUUUGACUCAAUACCUAAGAACCAAACUGUUCGAAUCCGCUUUCCAUAUACUGUAGAACAGGAAAGUCUCAACAUAUCCAUACGCGUUGAAGUAUCUUACACCACGGAUAAUGGCACAUUCUUCUUCUCGAAGACCCCUAUUAUUGAUACUGCUCUCGCUCUUGGCGUCAACGUCCAAGACGUUUUCAAACACAAAGCACUUUACUCUCGCUUCACCGUCUCCACUGCGAGUCACAUCCCGCUACGGUUGUUUAAGAGCGAACUGAUUGCGUCAGAUGUGUUCGAGUCGGAGUUUGGUACAUCGCCUAGUGCCCCUGUCGUCGUAUUUCCGAAGCAACCAGCUAGCCUUCUUUACAAAAUUAAGCGUAAACCAGGCGUCAAGAUCAACUCCAAAACCAAGAAGACGCUGUAUCUUAGAAUAUGUUACAGUGUCUUACAAGAUGAAGUCGUAUCCCUAUUCGAGGACUCGUUAACCGAGUCUUUGGAAGACAAUCCGCUACGCCCCUUUUCCCGACUUCUUUGCUCAACUAUAGCGCCUCACGUACGACGCAGCCUUACGGGAUACGAGCUAGAACGCGCGGCUCUGCUCCGAUCAGUACCUACCGUAUUCUUGUCGUCGGUCAAUUGGGCGAAAUACUUCACGGGGCUAGGUAAGACGCCGGACGGAGUUGAUUACUCACAGGCUUUGGUAUCUUUUCUCCGCACUUGGCAGACUGAGAAUCCCAGAUUGGUGUUCGAAACGGCCUCUGUCCCCGCCGAGCCCAUUUCGAUCCUCAUUCCAGUGGACAUACCAUCCUUGACCAUCGUCCACACAGCGGAUAUCCGCCUACAGAACCCCCCCAAGCCAUCUCUCGCCUUCCCUUCCUCGCUGUCCAACUCGGUCACGCCCACAGUGUACACCAACCAGCUACUCCCUGCUGUUCUGUACCUAAAGUGGACCCGCAUAUGGGAUACCACGACGCCAACCUCCGAACAAGCCGACCUCGAGUUCAGCUACGAGCUCGCCGCACCCCAAGACACCUGGCUCCUCGGCGGGCGGCGAAAGGGCCACUUCGUCAUCCCCGCCCCCUCCGACGACGCACCCUCCAGCAUCAGCAGCACCCCCGACACCGAGGCCGCCAUCCCCAUCCUCCUGAUCCCCCUCCGCGAGGGCUGGCUCCCCUACCCCACCGUCGACAUCCAGGAGAUCCGACCCCUCGAUGACCCGGUCGCCGUCGCCACCACGCCGCUCGUACCGGGGCAGUCGCACUUCGAGACGGAUUCGAGGAACCUCGGCGAGACGGUACGGGUGGUGGCGGAUAGGACGCGCGUUACGCUGAGCUUGGACGCGAGUGGGCCGGCGGGGGGGCCGCUGGUGUUGGAUGUGGAGAGGAGGGCGGAUAUUGAGGUGGAUAUUGGGAGGGUUGUUGCCUAGGUGCCCUAGGUACUGGGUGAUUACAAAGAAGCUUGAAGCUUGUUGCUAGGUAGAUUACUAUUCUAACCUAGUAAACUAGCUAAGCUACCUCUUAGGUGGUGGUGGGGGAAUGGAUGCUAAAAUGGAAAUGGACUGAUUGGAUGAUGUGAUGGGUUAGGUACAUAGGUUAGUGGUAGGUAGUACUAGGUAGACGUGAGAAUGAAGCCAUAUUACUACUGGUA
This is a messenger RNA of Hypoxylon fragiforme, 5082 nucleotides long. RefSeq names its product trafficking protein particle complex subunit 10. Gene Ontology annotation, cellular component: TRAPPII protein complex. NCBI's taxonomy places the organism in Eukaryota, Fungi, Ascomycota, Sordariomycetes, Xylariales, Hypoxylaceae. The record is from RefSeq and is a predicted model, not a curated record. Gene Ontology annotation, biological process: intra-Golgi vesicle-mediated transport; early endosome to Golgi transport. The transcript has 3 exons. The coding region runs from base 215 to 4861 and encodes 1548 amino acids.